Molecule: messenger RNA, 1338 nt
Organism: Emys orbicularis (European pond turtle)
Lineage: Eukaryota; Metazoa; Chordata; Testudines; Emydidae
Gene: KCTD8
Product: potassium channel tetramerization domain containing 8
Exons: 2
Coding region: 1-1338 (445 amino acids)
Biological process (GO): protein homooligomerization; regulation of G protein-coupled receptor signaling pathway
Cellular component (GO): signaling receptor complex
Molecular function (GO): protein binding
Source: RefSeq, a predicted model, not a curated record
AUGGCUUUGAAGGACACGGGCGGCGGCAGCAGCAGCAGCAUCCUGCCCAUCAGUGACAUGGGGUCCUCCUCCGCCGCGCCGUCCUGCUCGCCCUUCCCCGAAGUGGUGGAGCUGAACGUGGGCGGCCAGGUGUAUGUGACCAAGCACUCCACACUGCUCAGCGUCCCGGACAGCACCCUGGCCAGCAUGUUCUCCCCGCGCCGGGGCAGCCAGGCGGCCGCCAGGGAGCUGCCCAGGGACAGCCGGGCGCGCUUCUUCAUCGACCGCGACGGCUUCCUCUUCAGGUACGUGCUGGAUUAUCUGCGGGACAAGCAGCUGGCCCUGCCCGAGCACUUCCCGGAGAAGGAGCGGCUGCUGCGGGAGGCCGAGUACUUCCAGCUGGGGGAGCUGGUCAAGCUGCUCUCCCCCAAGGUCACCAAGCAGGGCUCGCUCAACGACGAGGGCUGCCAGAGCGACCUGGAGGACAGCAACUCGCAGGGCAGCGGCGACCUCCUGCUGCGGGCGGCGGCCGGGGCCGCUCUGGAGAAGCGCUCGGGCUUCCUCACCGUGGGCUACCGGGGCUCGUACACCACGGUGCGGGAGAACCAGGCGGACGCCAAGUUUCGCAGGGUGGCCCGGAUUAUGGUGUGCGGCAGGAUCGCGCUGGCCAAGGAGGUGUUCGGGGAGACGCUCAACGAGAGCCGGGACCCCGACCGGCCCCCGGAGAAAUACACCUCCCGCUUCUACCUCAAGUUCACCUACCUGGAGCAGGCGUUUGACCGGCUCUCGGAGGCCGGCUUCCACAUGGUGGCUUGUAACUCCACCGGCACCGCCGCCUUCAUCAACCAGUACAGGGAGGACAAGAUCUGGAGCAGCUACACCGAGUACAUCUUCUACAGACCACCUCAGAGAACAGUGUCUCCCAAACAAGAACAUGAAGAAAGGAAGCAUGACAAAGUCACAGACAAAGGAAGCGAAAGUGGGACUUCCUGCAAUGAGUUGUCCACCUCUAGUUGUGACAGCCAUUCAGAGGCUAGCACUCCUCAAGAAAAUGCUGCUGGCACCCAACAGUCAACAGCACACCAGCCAAAUACUCUAACUUUGGAUCGUCCAUCUAAGAAGGCCCCAUUGCAGUGGAUGCCACCUCCAGACAAACGCAGGAACAGUGAACUCUUUCAAACUCUCAUUAGCAAGUCUAGAGAAACAAAUCUUUCUAAAAAGAAGGUAUGUGAGAAGCUGAGUGUUGAAGAAGAAAUGAAAAAAUGUAUUCAAGAUUUUAAAAAAAUCCAUAUUCCAGAUUACUUUCCAGAGCGCAAACGGCCAUGGCAGUCUGAACUCUUACAAAAAUAUGGGUUAUAG